This is a messenger RNA of Morus notabilis, 873 nucleotides long. RefSeq lists its product as uncharacterized. NCBI's taxonomy places the organism in Eukaryota, Viridiplantae, Streptophyta, Magnoliopsida, Rosales, Moraceae. Gene Ontology annotation, molecular function: aspartic-type endopeptidase activity. The coding region runs from base 1 to 873 and encodes 290 amino acids. The transcript is spliced from 4 exons. Gene Ontology annotation, biological process: proteolysis. The record is from RefSeq and is a predicted model, not a curated record.
AUGGAAGGCAGGGCUCUCAGCUGGUUUCAGUGGCUGGAUUCGCAUGACCCGUUCACCGACUGGCGAGAUUUGAAGGCAGCGAUUAUCCACUGGUUCAGCUGCGCGAAGGACGGCGACCCGAUGGAGUGGCUGAUGGCACUGCGGCAUGACAGCUCGGUGACGGAAUUCCGCGAUCAGUUUGAAGCUUUGGCGGCUUCAAUUAUGGGACUGCACAACUUACCAUUUCUUGGCCUUGUGCCUCAAGGGAUUGAUGGUAGUCACAGAAUUACCUCCAUUGCGGAGGCUGUCAUUACACUGGGAAAAGAUUUGAGCGUUAAUGAACGAGCCUACCCCCUAUUAGGGUUCUCUGGGAACUCCCUUCAGUUCAACCAAGGUAAGGAGCAGGGUCCUUCCCAAAAGGCUCGGGCUGAGGAGGAAGAUGAGGGAGACGAAGAGUUGGUGGUGGAUGAAGAGCCUACGACUGAGGAGAUAGAGGGUGUGGCUGGCCUCUCUCUAAACUCACUGAUGGGGAUUACUUCCUCUAAUACUAUGAAAUUGAUGGGAACUUUGGGAGACCGUGAGGUGGUGGUGUUAGUCGACAGCGGAGCUUCACACAAUUUCUUGUCACAAAAGGUCAUGAGGGAGAUGCAAAUUCCUUUGACAGCCACGGGGGAUUAUGGCAUCCAAGUAGGCAACAGUGCUUGUUUCAGACAACAUGGUAUGUGUAAGGGGGUGGACCUGAGAAUCCAGGGAUACAGAGUUACUGAAGACUUUGUUCCUUUUGAGUUGGGAUGCACUGAGGUGGUACUAGGGGUGUCUUGGCUGCGGAUGUUGGGGGAAGUAAGCGUUAACUGGCAAAAGUUCAUGACUAAGUUCAAGACGGAGGAGGGGUGA